Molecule: messenger RNA, 2147 nt
Organism: Melospiza georgiana
Lineage: Eukaryota; Metazoa; Chordata; Aves; Passeriformes; Passerellidae
Gene: SCFD2
Product: sec1 family domain containing 2
Exons: 9
Coding region: 1-1953 (650 amino acids)
Biological process (GO): vesicle-mediated transport; intracellular protein transport
Source: RefSeq, a predicted model, not a curated record
AUGGCGGUGCCGGAGGUGCUGCGGCAGCUGAGCCGCCGAGCCUGGGAGCCCGCGCUGGCCCGGGCGCACCGCGCCGCCGUCCUCAUGGACGCGCCCUCCGCCGAGGCGCUGCACUGGGCCGGCGGGGCGGGCGAGCUGCUGGCGGCCGGGGCGCUGGCUGUCAGCGCGCUGUCCGCCGAGGCGGCGGUGCCGGCGGGGGCGGCCCGCACCGUGAUCGUGCUGAGCGGGACGCUGCGGGGCGGCGCGGCGGCCGCGGUGCGCGGCGUGCUGGAGCGGGGCGCCGUGCGGCACUGCGUGCUGCUGUGCGGCGACGAGGCGGACGGCGGCGGGGCGGCAGAGCUGGAGGAGACCUUGCGGCGGUGGAUGGGCGAGGGCGGCCGCGCAGAGGUGCUGCUGCGGGGCCCGCCGCUCCUGGCGCCCGUCUCGGCGGAGCUGUACCUGCUGCCCGCCCUGGCAGCGCUCCUCCCGCCGCUGCCCGGCCCCGGCGGCCCCGGCCCCGCAGAGGUCGGGCUGGGUGCGCUGCCCGCCGAGCUGCGGGCGGCCGUGCGGGCCCUGGUGGGUGAGCUCGACUCUCUCUUCACCGCCCUGGGCCUGCGGGAGGAGAGCUUCGCUGUGGGGGCCCUUAGCAGGGUGGUCGCCGCUGAGCUGGCAAGCUACGCCUCAGCCAGAAACAGGAGGAGAGCAGCCACCAACAAGGCUUCUGUCAUCUUCGUGGACAGGACAUUGGACCUCGCUGGAGCAGUUGGUCAUCAUGGUGACAAUCUUGCAGAGAAGAUUCUUUCUGUGCUUCCUAAACUUCCUGGCCACAAGACUGAUGUAAUGGUUAACAUGGUGGAACUUACAGCACUGCAGACCACAGAUGAAACUUGCAAUAUUAUAGCACCUGGCUGCUUAGCACAACCAAAUGAUCCAGCUGCCAAAGCUCUCUGGGAGUCUUUCAUGAACCUCAAACAAAAGGAAGCUGUGAUGGAGGCCAGGAGACACCUUGUGGAGGCUGCAAGCAGAGAAAAUUUACCUAUUAAGAUGAGCAUGGGCAGAGUCACCCCCGAACAGCUCAGCUCAUACAUUCAGCUUUUCCGAAACAAUCUCAAAGCUUUGGAGAACCACUGUGGUCUUCUACAGCUUGUGCUGGCCACAGUCCAGACUUUGAAACACCCCCAAACUUCCAAAUGGGACAAUUUCCUUGCCUUUGAGCGAUUACUUCUGCAGACUAUUGGCGAGUCAGAAAUGCCCAGUGUUUUGAACCAGUUAUUGCCAAUGAUCAAGUCUUACAACGAAAGGACAAAAGAUGAUUAUGCCUGUGAGGACUUCCUUGUUUUGCUGAUAUACAUAUAUUCUGUGGUUGGAGAAAUCAAAGGUGGAAAAGAGCUCGACAUAGCUGAAGAAAAAGUGAAAAGGGCCCUUGUCAAGGCAAUUUGUGAUGAGCCAGAGCCAUCUCCUUUGCUGCAGAAAAUUACAGGCUGUGACUCGUCACUGAACCUGACAUCUCAGAAAGCCGCAGAUGCCGUGGACGGUAUCUUCCGGUCCCUCCGGGAUAUUGCCAGGGUCCGAGUGCCCAUGAAACAAUUCCAUUCCAUACAUAAUCCAGGCAGCAACACCCACCAGGCUUCUUACAAACCUCUGCUGAAACAGGUGGUGGAAGAGGUCUGCAAUCCCGAUCGGCCCGAUCCUGUUGAUAUUGAGCACAUUUCAUCAGGCCUCACUGAUCUCCUUAAAACUGGAUUCAGCAUGUUCAUGAAGGUGAAUCGCCCUCACCCUGGUGAUCAUCCUCUUCUGAUCAUCUUUAUGGUUGGAGGAGUGUCAGUCUCCGAAGUCAAAAUGGUGAAGGAUUUGGUAGCAACACGCAAACCUGGUACCCAGGUAAUUGUGCUCUCCUCUGUGCUCCUGACACCACACAGUGCUGUGGAGCUGUUGUUUGCCUCAGACCGUCUCCAGCCUGACGCUAGCAUCUGACGGGGGAGGCUGUGGAGAAGAUGAGUGCCUUGCCUGGAAACAUCAAAUCCCUGCUCUGUCACUCUUCUCAAGAGCCAUCCAAAAACUGAUGUGUCAACUGCUGCAAUUACAGCUGCAGGUAAAACAGCAGGGUAUCUGGCUGCAAGGGAACACCUGCAGCUCAUGGGCAGCUCUUCAGAAUGGUCCAUUUGUCC